This is a messenger RNA of Monoraphidium neglectum, 2526 nucleotides long. RefSeq lists its product as hypothetical. The coding region runs from base 1 to 2526 and encodes 841 amino acids. Gene Ontology annotation, molecular function: protein kinase activity; ATP binding. NCBI's taxonomy places the organism in Eukaryota, Viridiplantae, Chlorophyta, Chlorophyceae, Sphaeropleales, Selenastraceae. The record is from RefSeq and is a predicted model, not a curated record. Gene Ontology annotation, cellular component: cytoplasm. Gene Ontology annotation, biological process: signal transduction; protein phosphorylation. The transcript is spliced from 9 exons.
AUGAUCAUGAAGACCCUGUGGUCAGCGGUCACGGUGACUGAGCAGACGCACCCGCGCUGGGUGGCGCCGGAGAUGAUGCGGUCCAACGAGCUGUCCAAGGCGUCCGACGUGUACAGCUUCGCCAUCGUGAUGUACGAGGCGCUGACGUGGCGGAUGCCCUACUACGCCAUCAAGAGCCCCCUGAUAUACAUGCGGGUGGGCAUUGAGGAAGAGCGGCCCUUCAUCCCGCCGGAGGGCGACCUGCCCGGGUCACCCGGGGGCAAACGCCUGGACCUCUACAUUGAGUUGAUGAAGGAGUGCUGGGACCCCAAACCCGACAAGCGCCCAACGUUUGAUCAGAUCGCGAAGCGCCUGAAAGUGCAGCAGAGCUGGGCCAAGCUGCAGCCGCACGUGAAGGACGCGGGCAUGCCCGGCACUGUUGUUGAUAAGCUGAGGAAGCAGGUGGAAGCGUCAAAGGCAGCCGCGGCCGCGGCGGCGGCUGCGGCGGAGGCCCAGGCGCAUGCGGCCGACGCCGCGGGUGCCGAUCCUGCGGCGUCCCCGGAGGCCACAAAAGCGGCCGCCGAAGCGGCAGCAGCCGCGCAGGCGGCGGCCGCCGCCGCCGCGGCGCUGGAGGCGGCGCAGGCCGCGCAGGCGGCGCCGCAGCGCCCGUCGCCGCCGCCGACGCCGAGCAGCGGCGGGCAGAGCAACAACACGCCGAUGCUGACCCCUCAGACCUCCUUGGACGUGCUGGCGGCGCAGGCGCAGGGCGCGACGGUCGCCAGCGUGCGGCCCGGGCGCGACGAUGCCCCCGGCUACACAGGGCUGCAGACCAUUGCGGACAAGGCUGCACUCCUGACCAUCCAAGAGGCGGCUGCAGAGGGCAAGUCCGUGUCCACCACCGCCCCCGCCAGCCUGCACAGCAGCCUCAACGGCGGCGGCGGCGGUGGUGCCUCGAGCUCCCUCGAAAUCGGCAUUGGGGCGGACCCCAGCCACACGGGCCCCCCGCCGCAGCUGGGGCAAAACGUUCCCGGCAUCUGCACAUUCUCGAGCAUCAGCGCGGCCGCAGUGAACAACGCCAUGGCCGCCGCAGCGCUCGGCGGCGGCGGCAUUGCAGCGGGAGGGCGCGGCGUCUCGACCCUGCCGCCGCUGCCGAACAGCCCCCAGCAGGCCGGAGGCUUGGCGGCGGGCUCGCCGGCGCGGCAGGCGGGCGGCGAGGGGUUGGCAGGGCGCGGCUUGGGGCACCUGGCCAGCAUUGCAUCGCGUGAUGACUCAGGGUCCACGUUGGGGGGCCCGGCGCUGCAGACAAUCUCCACGCUGCGGACUGUGAGCAAUGGCAGCACCGCGAGCCAGGCGGCGGCCGCCGCCGUCGCGGCGGCCCCGCCCGCCAACCUCCCACACCAGCCGCCCCUGCAGGCGCAGCAGCAGCUGCUGCAGCAGCAGCACCUCCAGCAGCAGCAGCAGCAGCAGCAGCAGCAGCAGGCGGCCUUCCACCACCAGCAACAGCAGCAGCAGCAGCAGCAGCAGUUGCAGCCUCACGUGUCCCUCCUCGACAAGCUGGGCAUGCCCCUGGCCGAGCCAGUCGACACCAACCCGGGCAGCAGCUGGCGCGAGAGGUCGCGGCAGCAGCUCAUAGAAUUCAUGGGCCGCGGUCGCCCGCGCCGCACGUCCGAGCCGAUCCUGGAAGGCGGAGAGGCGCAGGACGGCAGCCCGAGCGGCGCCGGCGGCGGCGCUGGCGGCGCGCAGGACGGGGCCGGCGGGCCGCACGGGGCCGUCGCGGGCGGCGCCGGCGCCCCGGGUGGCGCGUGGGACGUGCGUCGGACGCAGUCGGACUUGGCAGGCCUGGCGGCCGGCCCUGACCAGGGCUAUCCCGCGCCACGCGCCUCUGAGGACGCGGUUCGCAGCCACCCCAUACCCGUGUCCGGCCCAUGGGUCGGCGGCGGCUUGCAGCAGGGCGGCCAGAUGGGCGGCGGUGGCGCGGCGCAGCCGUGGCAGCAGGCGCCGCCCGGGCAGCAGCACUGGCAGCAGCAGGGCCCGCAGCAGCAGCAGCAGCAGCAGCACUGGCAGCCGCAGCAGCAGUGGCAGCACCAGGGUCUGCCGCCGCAGCAGCAGUGGCACCCACAGCAGCAGUGGCAGCAGGGCCCGCCACAGCAACACUGGCAGCAGCAGGGCCCGCCGCAGCACUGGCAGCAGCACCAGGGCCCGCCGCAGCACUGGCAGCAGCAGCAAGGCCCCCCGCAGCAGUGGCAGCAGCAGCAGCAGCAGUGGCAGCAGGGCCCGCACCCGCAGCAGCAGUGGCGGCAGCCUCAGGUCCUGGAGCCUGGGGUGCGGGUCGUGUCGCAGCAGCCAAUGAGCGGCCACUACGGGCCCCCGAUGGGGCUGCAGCAGCCGCUGUCCCAUGGCCUGCCCGGCGGCGUCCCGCGCGUCAACAUGCUGCAGCAGCAGCCGCCGCAGCUCGUGUCCCCGGGCCAGGGCGGCCAGGCGCCUCCCGCGUACGCGCAGAGCGUUGGGCCGGCCUCGACAGUGCACUCGCACUGGCCCGGCCACUGA